AUGACGGCAACACUACCGCCUGAACUGUUAUUCCAGAUCGCAACUCUUCUGCAAAAUGAUGGAAAUUCUCUAGUUCCAUGCACUUGUGUUUGUCGCUCAUGGCAGGCGGCUUUUGAACCCCUCAUCUACUCCAACCUAGCUGUCUAUAGUGACGAUGAACACAAAGAAGAGGGGCAACGUGAAAUUUCUCUCCAAAAUUUCCAAAAGCUCAUAUCCGGCGAUCAUGCUAUACGGAAAACCUACCUCCGACAGCUUGAAUACAAUAUCCUCGUCCCCUACGAAGUCUUAGACUGGAUCGCACGCAAACACUGGAAGAGUCCUGAAAAUUAUAGUAUAGAUAACCCUAUCCGAAAGGACAACGAUCUAGCUUUUCAGACAGCUAUGGUUAGCCUUUUCCAAGAGCUCCAAUCAUGGGAUCAAAAUUCCCGUCUGAGAUUAAAUCUAGCUAUUCGAGGUCGUCGGCAAGGUCUUGCACCGGAACCACAUACUCGGCACUCAGAAAUCGCCGCUGACUAUCGUUGGGAUUAUCGAGAUGGGCGUAUAUUAUCAAUUCCCCCAUACAGAGCGCGGUUCCUCAAGGAUAUGUCGGAUCUACCCUCUCUUCCGUGCAUUGAGAAGCUCUCUUUUCUAAACCGUAAUCAAAUCUGGACUGGUGCAAUGCGGACUAUAAUUCAACGUUGUACCCAAAUCGUUGAAUUGGAGCUAGAUCUUGAGGAAUUUGUCCGUCCAGACCACCUGGAGUAUAUACAGGCACGUCGCGAAGCGUUAUCUUCUUUAGUCGGCUCUAUUCCGAAGAGCCUAAGAGUGCUACUCUAUCAAGGACAUGAUGAUGCCCCGUGGAAACCGGCCAUGUCCCCACUCAAUGUCAUCCCUUCUGGUGUUGAUGGUGUGAGCUCCAAUUUACGAGAUCUCAGUAUUCACCUUCAGCAACUGAAGUUGGUGAAUACUACUAUCGCAUAUGACUUUUUGUGUCCUUUGGAUGAAAAAGGAGAACCAACUUAUCAUAACACACCGGAAGACCAAAGCGAAAUCGACGAGAUUGAAAAUUGGGAAGACGUGAUAUGCGAUGUCGAAGCGGGAUGGGGCUGGCCGGAAUUACCGACUAAAGAACAUUUCCAUCGACUUCUCAUAUCGCUCGGCUAUGCGGCCCAGCGCAUGCCCCGUUUAAAGAACGUGAAAAUUGAGGUGGAGAGCCAUCGCCAGUUUACCUUCUGUCUCCAGAACAAGGCCGACCAGAUUAUCUUGAAAUGGGAAUGUUUCCACCCAUAUCGGCCAGAUAGUCGGGUGGCAAAGGCGUGGGAUUUUGACUUGGAUGAUGUGAAAGUUCACCCUCAAUACGAGGAUGAAACUUCUGUGAUACUUCGGACCUGGCCGCCCAAUACCCCUAUCUAG
Molecule: messenger RNA, 1392 nt
Organism: Penicillium egyptiacum
Lineage: Eukaryota; Fungi; Ascomycota; Eurotiomycetes; Eurotiales; Aspergillaceae
Source: the annotation of a GenBank genome assembly